UUAUUGUAUAAUUAUAAUUACAAGCCUAAAAGGAAAGGAGAGGAGAGGAGAGAGAGAGAGAGAGAGAGAGAGAGAGCGUUGAAAGCACAUAUCUUACUCUUUUUUCCUUUUCUCUUUGCCAUUUUUCCAUGUCUACACUUUGAAUACAUUAUCCAACUUCUGCAUUUGCUCUAUCUCAUAGUUCUCAAUACUGUCUCUCUUUCUUCCUUUUUAUCUGUUCUGUCCUGCCAUAAGAAACAGGUGAAAAUACUCUAACUUUCUCUGUUUUUCUCACUAUUGGGAGUACUAAUCCAUUUGGGUUGUAAUUUUUUUUUUAAAAAGAUUUUUAAUAGAAUGGGUGUCAGAGAAUGAAUGGAUGGGAAGCCCAAAUCAGUCUUCUUCUACUGCUUUUGUCUCCUUCGGUUCUUUUUCCAGCAUUCUUGGAGGUCUCUCUGCAUUUUGACUCUCUUCUUUCCCAAUUCUGGGGUUGAUUUCUAGGGGUUUUUCAGGAUUGUAUGAUCGUUGAUAAGGUGGAUGAGUGGAUAAGGAGUUGUUGAUUGAGACAGGAGGAAGUGAAUAUUAAGAGGGAAAGAAAAACCUUUUAUGGGCUAUAAUCUGAAGACGCCUUCUUGGGACUUAGCUGAAUUGCAGAAAGAAGGCAUACCCAGCGUUGCUCCCUUUCUUGGGUCGUCCAGUAGCUUAGGAGGAGGACAGGAGACUAAAGGGGAUUGCUUGGUGGAUUUGAAGCUUGGGAGGUUGAGUGAUUUGGGGGACGGGUCAGUGAACAGUUUUAAAAGCUCUAUGAUGGAGUCAUCAUCGUCGGGGUCAGCAAAGAGGGCCAGGACACCAGGUCAUGGAACCCAAGUUGUUUCAUGCUUGGUUGAUGGGUGCAAAUCGGACCUCAGUAAAUGUAGGGAUUAUCACCGUCGCCAUAAAGUCUGUGAGCUCCACUCUAAAACCGCAAAGGUUACAAUUGGGGGUCAUGAACAACGGUUCUGCCAGCAGUGCAGCAGGUUUCAUUCCUUGGGUGAGUUUGAUGAAGGAAAAAGAAGCUGUAGGAAACGUCUUGAUGGACACAACCGUCGCAGAAGGAAGCCUCAGCCUGAACCAUUGUCCAUAACUUCUGGGAGGUUUCUCUCCAGUCACCAAGGUACUCGAUUGUUGGCAUUCAGUAACCCACAAGUAUUUCCUGCAAGCGCUGGUGUGACCUCUGCUUGGGCUGGGAAUAUCAAAACCGAGAAUGAUGCUGUACUUUACAAUAGUCACCAACAGUUAAACUUCAUGGACAGACAAAACUCAUUCCCUGAAUCCUUCUCCAGAAGCUAUAGAGGAAAGCAGUUCCCAUUCUUGCAAGGCCCUAAUCCCACACUCCCUGGAACUUCUGUUUGUCAACCACUUCUUGAUCCCAGUUCUGCAUCUGGAAAUGGUAGCGGUGGCCAAAAAAUGUUCUCUGAUGGGCUAAAUCGAGUGAUCAGUUCUGAUCGUGCUCUCUCUCUUCUGUCAUCGCCGCCACCUGAGACUCAGGAGAUUGGUUUGAGCAGGAUGGUGCAGCAAAACCCAAUCCCCCCAGCUCAAUCCUUGAUCCCCAGCCUGCACUAUACUGGUCUAAGCCAGUAUGCUUCCUCCCAAGGAAUGGGUGGGUCAGUCGGUUCUGUUUUGGUCUCUGAUGGUAGCAGCAAUGCCAACCUCCAUUGCCCUGCAAUUUUUCAGCUUGGACCUGAUGGCUCGUCUACCAACAGUCCUCAUCAAACGCUCUCGUUCUCUUGGGAGUAGUUUAUGCCACUAAGAGUUCUCUUCCAUUGUCAAAUGGGUUGGAAUUUUUUUGCCCCAUGAGGAAUAAAUCUAUUCCCUUGCUAAACAGUGGGAUUUCUGUGAUAUAGUUUUAAGUAAUGUACUCUCUCUCUCAGAAUUUAUCCCUCCUGAACUGUGGAAUUUCUCAGUUGACAAUGAAUUGGGGAGCAGGUUCUACUUA
Vitis vinifera (wine grape) is the source of this 1951-nucleotide messenger RNA. Its product is annotated as squamosa promoter-binding-like protein 16. The transcript has 5 exons. The record is from RefSeq and is a predicted model, not a curated record. Gene Ontology annotation, molecular function: DNA binding. NCBI's taxonomy places the organism in Eukaryota, Viridiplantae, Streptophyta, Magnoliopsida, Vitales, Vitaceae. Bases 583 to 1752 code for a protein of 389 amino acids. Gene Ontology annotation, cellular component: nucleus.